GUAGGACGAGGCCAGGCGCGCAGGUGACGGACGCUGGGGUGGUGGAGCGCAGCCGGCUUACAGUCAGACUGGCUAGCCGGUCUGGGGCGCCUGGGCCGCGAAGGGGAGGAUCCGGGUUGCUUGUGUCCCGCCCGACAAGUUGCCCCUCUCCAACUCUCUCCAGUUCUACCAUGGCCCCCCAAGCCCGGGGACCCGGAACCCGGCUUGCUUGGUAAAAGACGCCGCUGGCUCGCCCCGCCGCCCCCGGGCUCGGACCUUGGGUAGUUCAGGCCGCUCCUCUGUGGCUGGAGACCCGCCGGGCCGCCGCUGGGAGAAGCAGGCCCAAAGCUGGUAGGGCCUCGGGCCCGGGGACCCGAGGAGGAUGAGCUGGCUCUUUCCCCUGACCAAGAGCGCCUCCUCCUCCGCAGCAGGGUCCCCCGCUGGUGGCCUCACCAGCCUCCAACAGCAGAAGCAGCGCUUGAUCGAGUCCCUCCGGAACUCCCACUCCAGUAUAGCUGAAAUACAGAAAGAUGUGGAAUACAGAUUGCCCUUCACUGUAAACAACUUGACAAUUAACAUUAAUAUACUACUUCCUCCACAGUUUCCUCAGGAAAAACCAGUGAUCAGUGUUUAUCCACCAAUCCGACAUCAUUUAAUGGAUAAACAAGGGAUAUAUGUUACUUCUCCAUUAGUAAGCAAUUUUACAAUGCACUCAGAUCUUGGAAAAAUUAUCCAGAGUCUGUUGGAUGAGUUUUGGAAGAAUCCUCCUGUUUUAGCUCCCGCUUCAACAGCAUUUCCAUACUUGUAUAGUAACCCAGGUGGGCUGCCUCCUUAUGCUUCUCAGGGUUUUCCGUUUCUUCCUGCAUAUCCUCCUCAAGAAGCUAACAGGAACAUCACUUCUUUGUCUGUUGCUGACACUGUUUCUUCUUCAACAACAAGUUAUACAACAGCCAAGCCUGCUGCUCCUACAUUUGCUGUCCUUUCAAGUCUGCCAUUGCCUGUUCCCACAAUGGAAACUUCAACACCGAUAAGCCAAAACGGUUUUGGGUACAAGAUGCCAGAUGUCCCUGAUGCGUUUCCAGAACUCUCAGAAUUAAGUGUGUCACAACUGACAGAUAUGAAUGAACAAGAAGAAGUAUUACUAGAACAGUUUCUCAGUUUACCUCAACUAAAACAAAUUAUUAAUGACAAGGAUGACUUAGUAAAAAGUAUUGAGGAAUUAGCAAGAAAAAAUCUCCUCUUGGAGCCCAGUUUGGAAGCCAAAAGGCAAACUGUUUUAGAUAAGUAUGAGUUACUUACACAAAUGAAAUCUACAUUUGAAAAGAAGAUGCAGAGACAACAUGAACUGAGUGAGAGUUGUAGUGCAAGUGCCCUACAGGCAAGAUUGAAAGUCGCUGCACAUGAAGCUGAGGAAGAAUCUGAUAACAUUGCUGAAGAUUUCUUGGAGGGAAAAACUGAAAUAGAUGAUUUUCUCAGUAGCUUCAUGGAAAAAAGAACAAUUUGCCACUGUAGAAGAGCCAAGGAAGAGAAACUUCAACAAGUGAUAGCAAUGCACAGCCAAUUUCAUGCUCCAUUAUAGAUUUUCCUGAAAACAUGGACUGCCAAGAGAGAAAUGGGACAUAAAACUAAGUACAUUAUUUUAGAUUUAAGAUUUGUAAGUUGGCAUUUCAUUGCAAUGGCUGAAUUCAGAUGUACUCUACAUUGUUUAAAGAACUGAGAUUGAUUUUAUAUAGAUUAGAAUGAUUAUGAUCUUUGCUUUGAAAAUUUUUCUGCAGUAUUUGCACUAAAAAUGCCUAUUUAUCAUUGAUAAAUCCUGUCCUAUUUAAAUUUCACUGCUAUUCUUAUAAUUAAAUACCUUAUGCAUGUAAUUUUAGUUUUAAUAUUUUAUAAAAACUACUUAAACUUGUAGUUUUAAUUUGAAACUGCCUCAUUUCUUUAUCAAGAAUGAUAUCUUAUUUAGAUUUUUUUCCUCUCAGUAGUUUUUUUUUUUUUAAGUACUUUGAGCUACAGAAAGACACCCACAUCCUCCCUUUUUCCUUCUUUUUGGAUAAAACUUUCAAAGGCAAUUUGUUUUUAAAUAUUCAUAAUAUCAGAAAAUAUCAAACGUGCCAAUGUGCCAUCUCAAAGUACCUUUUAAUAUACCUAUAAUAAAUAAAAAAAAAAAUAAACCAGCUUCUCUUUAUGUUUUAUAUUGUUUUUAAAACUAGAGAUGCAUUUAAGAAGCAAUACAAGUAAAUAUUUUACUUAGUUAAAAAACCUGUCUUUGACUUAUACCAGUCUAACACCAACUGUUGAUGCUAUUUUAAGGAGUAUGUAUCUGAUGGGUUAUGGUUAGAUAAGGAUAUGCUUUCUAAAUUCCUAUGUCAAAAACAAUUUUUUUGUUAAUAAACACUAACUCUAGACAAAA
Dipodomys spectabilis (banner-tailed kangaroo rat) is the source of this 2386-nucleotide messenger RNA. It is a transcript of the gene Vps37a, whose product is annotated as VPS37A subunit of ESCRT-I. The record is from RefSeq and is a predicted model, not a curated record. Bases 362 to 1558 code for a protein of 398 amino acids. Lineage: Eukaryota; Metazoa; Chordata; Mammalia; Rodentia; Heteromyidae. The transcript is spliced from 12 exons. Gene Ontology annotation, biological process: protein targeting to vacuole; ubiquitin-dependent protein catabolic process via the multivesicular body sorting pathway; protein targeting to membrane. Gene Ontology annotation, cellular component: ESCRT I complex.